Molecule: messenger RNA, 2779 nt
Organism: Anopheles coustani
Lineage: Eukaryota; Metazoa; Arthropoda; Insecta; Diptera; Culicidae
Product: protein sidekick-2-like
Exons: 13
Coding region: 1-1926 (641 amino acids)
Molecular function (GO): protein binding
Source: RefSeq, a predicted model, not a curated record
AUGACUAAUCUCGUUAAUUCCAACCUGGGAUUUAUUGUCUUUGGAUUAAUUUUUGCUUCGUUCUACGGGAGCGCGACGAGAAUAUUCGAUAUCGAAAACAUCCCAGUCGUCAAGUACGUGGCAGUUGCCGGUCGCAACGUUACGAUCAGUUGCCCAGGAGUAAACGAGCACUCACUAAUCGAUACGCUCAUUUGGAAAACCACACAAACGGUUGCGGAGUACGUUAAUGGGCUGCCGCUGGUGAACAACCCGAGGAUAACUCUUCUGCCGGACAACUUCAGUCUGCACAUCAGCCCGACCAGCUCGGCGGACACGGCCGAAUACACCUGUCUCUUCAACGAUCGCCACAGCCCGGAAGCGAUUGCGGAUCUGCUGGUGCAGGAUGUGCCUGACCCGCCCGGACGCCCACUCGUCGUAAGCUUCACGUCACGUUCGGUCGAUUUGUCGUGGGCCCACUCGCAGGACGCUCGGAACGCCCCCGUCACGAAUUUCAUCAUCGAGACGAGGGUUGGUGAAAACGGUGACUGGAAUCAGGUGUCGCCCAUCUACACCAAAUCGAAUCUGGCCUCCUAUCAGGUGACGGGGCUGCUUCCCUUCACCGUUUACAGCUUCCGAAUUAUCGCCGUAAACGAACUGGGCCACAGUUUACCCUCGAAGGAGUCGUACUACUUCGUAACGCUGCGUGAAGCACCAACCGGAAAGCCGGUAACGACGAUAGCGCACAACACAUCCGCCACCUCCGUCUACAUCUCGUGGAAACCCCCACCGCCGGACACGAUUUUGGGCGAGUUCCUCGGCUAUCGCAUAACGUACCGCACGCGCGACCGCCACCCGGACGACGUGAAGGAGAUCUACAUCCGCGACAGCACCGUGGAGAGCCACGAAAUACAUAACCUCGAAACGUACACGCAGUAUCUCGUGUCGAUACAGGUGUUUAAUCCCGAGGGAUUAGGGCCUCCGACCACCGUGCUGGUGAUGACGGACGAAGGUGUUCCAACUAAGCCGCGGAACCUGAGCGUGCUGGAAAUAACGUCCACCACGAUUCGCAUCAGCUGGCUCGAGCCGGAAAAGCGGAACGGCGUCAUCCACGGCUAUCGGGUGUACUACGUCUACCAGAACCAAACGCUGCUCCACCUGCCAAUCCUGAAGAACGACGCGGCCCAAAACGCGGUAUUCUACUAUACGCUAACGAACCUGAAGCCGUUCACGGACUAUCGAAUCAUCGUGACGGCGUUCACGCUCAAGUACGACGGCGAGCCGUCGGAGGUUUCGCUGCGAACCGACGUCGGCGGUCCGAGUCCGCCGAGGGUGCAGAACCUGACGUGCCACUCGCUCGACACGCUGUUCUUUAGCUGGCGGAUACCGCGCGUCUACCACGCGUCGAUCGAUUUCUACAUCGUCAACUAUCGCAACCUGGAGUACGACGACUCGCACGAGAUACGCAUCUCGGCCAACGCGUCCAUCGUCGAGACAUCGAUGAUCAUACCCAACCUGACAACGAACAGCGCGUACGAGGUGAAGGUUCGUGCGGCGACCGUGAGUAUAGUCAACCCGAAAAAGGUGGUCCUCGGCACCUACAGUGAGCCGAUAAAGAUUACACUGAGGGUGAAUUGUGAGCAGUAUCAGCCGCCACCGUUGCGGCACAAUCCGUACGUGGACCAGGAGCUCGUGAUACUGGCCGGCAUCGUGGUUGGCUGUUUCGGUCUAUUGCUCAUUAUCCUCGCGAUAGUGCUGUGGAGGAAAUGCUUCCACACGACCUACGAGGGUGGUGAGCAGCGAGCCACGGAGCGGAAUGACCACAAGCCAGUGCAAUCAAACGGCUGGAAGACGUCCUGCGACUCGAAUGGCAUCGUGCAGACCUCGAUCCCGUCGGAGGAAUACAUCAACGGGCAGCAGCAGGCGAUGAUCGAUCGGUUCCACCGCUAGGAAUCUCGACCACGCGCAGCAGACGACUGAUUAAUGUAACGCACUCACUGACGGCACAGACUGCAGGCAUGUCGGCCAUAGCGCUCCCGCACGCUGUCGGAAUCGGAGGCUAGCGUGGGAUGAAAAAGUACCUGACUAGGAUAAUUUAACAUAAGUCGUUUAGGUAUCAGCAGCACUAGUGACGAACUAAGGAAAAGGAGCGUGGCUCGAGACGAGGCGAAAGCGAUUUUCUUUCGAUGCUGCGUUUUAAUUUUUACUUAUUUUUUAUCGGCCGAUCCGGGUAGUUAUUCAAAAUUCACUCGAUUGAAAGUUUUCACUCGACCGGUGGAAAAUUCAUCGCGAGCCACCCGUUUUGUCAGCCGGUCUCGGGAAGUCGACCAGCCGCCCGGUUUAUCUGCAUUGAAACCGCCUAGGGUAUUUAUUAGAGCGAACAUCCGCAUUGGAGUGCCAUCCGGCGGCAAAACUUUCCCUUUUUAGCCUUUCGUUUCGUUUUCCGGCGGUCUGCGGAAGGAACUGAAGAUAUAUAAAUGAAAGACUUAGAACGUUUUGUUUGCGCACACAACUUUCCCCUCCGCCCAGAAGGAGCGGAGAUUAGCACUCGGAUGCUGAAGGAAUCGAGAGGAGCAUUUUGCUAGAGCUUUGCGUAGCUGUUUUCAAACGUUUUACCGUGGCUUCGACGAAAAACUGUCACGCUAGCUGUGAGGCCAAUCGAAAGAUAAUGUUGUGUGGAAUUUAAGAUAAAAGAAAACUAAAACGAAGAGAUAUCAUUACGAACGCCUGUGUACAUAUUAUGAUUCCUGAUAGCAAAGCAACGAAGGUGUAAAUUGAUAGAGCUAAUAAAUUGAAAAAUAAU